AUGCCAGAAGCUGACUCGCCGCGUGGUUUGCCUCUAUUGAGCGGCCCUGCACCAUCUUUCGACUCGGAUAAUCAUACCGCAGACAUUGCUUGUCGGAAAUGCAAUAAAGAGUUCAAUGUUAUAUUCACUAGGGCGCGACGCUGUAACCAUUGCGGUUAUAACUACUGUUCAUCUUGCACCGAUUACACUGCGUUGAUGCCCCGCGCUGACGGCGACACCACCGGGUGGGACCCUGUCCCUGUAUGCGGAUUCUGUAUAGAGAACUUGAAUAUCACCGCCGGCGGUCGCAACUACCUCAGGAGCUUGCCGCUUUCAAGGCUGAAGCGCUAUGUGACUGCGUACAACAUCAAGACGCCUCCAGUGCUUGAGAAGGAUGACUUGAUAGAAGCUAUAAUCAAAGCCAGGGGACCUAAUGGCUGUCUCUCGAAUACCCAAGAGGACUUCUAUAGGCUGCAUAGCGUACCCAAUGGUCGACUCGGUCGCCCGCGAGGGUUGUUCUCCAAUCGCCCGCCGCCACAACCAGCACAGCCGAGUCCUCAACCGGCUCGCAACUCGGCACCCUCCUUCGCUCGACCCGAUCUAGACCAAUCGUCAAACGCAAAUUCGACUCAACGCCCACCGAAUCAUCAACCACCUCCGUCUGCGCACUACGUGCCGCGAUACGCCCCUCCACGAUCCGCUCCACCGCCUUCCCAUUCACCUCGCCCUCGCUACCCAUCGCACCCACCGACUCGGCCCGAUGCGCAGAGAUCGACAUCUGGGGGUGUACCUCCUCGUCCAGCGACCACAGCACCCGCCCCACCGCGCGCUCCGCCGCCUCCCGUCCCCUCCCUCGAUGAACUUCUGACUAUGUCUGAAGACGCGGUCGCCGCAUUGUCCAUCGGCACGCUCAAACAGGUUUUGUUCCAAAACCACGUCAAUGCUCGCUUGCUACUCGAGAAAGGAGAGCUUGUUGCUCGUGUGCGGCUCUUGAUCGAGGAUGAGCGUCAAGAACGCGCGAGGGAGACUGCAGCCCGUGAGCGAGAGGAACAGGAGAUUAUCGCAAGGCAGCAUGCUAUGAUGGAAGAACAGCGUCUGCGCGAAGAACGUCAGCGUGAGGAACGCGAGGCGCGCGAACGAGCUGCUGCUGCCGCAACUGCUACUUCAGGUCUUGAAGAUGCCACGAGUGAGCCUACUGCUGGGAAUGAAGCCUCAGAUGACGCAGGAGAAGGCAAACCGGUCACACCUCCGGCUGAGAAUAAGACGUCGGUGCCACCGCCGCCGCGGAUGUCCAUGGCCGCUGCUGAGCGUACCGGUCUCUGCGUUAUCUGCCAGGACGAGGAAGCCAACAUUGCCAUUGUUGAUUGCGGACAUCUGGCGCUGUGUCGUUCCUGUUCCGAUCUCGUCAUGAAAUCCUCUCGGGAAUGUCCCCUUUGCCGUACUCGGAUCGUUACCGAGCAACGGCUUCUGCGCAUCUUCAAGACGUGA
Messenger RNA from Peniophora sp. CBMAI 1063, 1467 nucleotides. NCBI's taxonomy places the organism in Eukaryota, Fungi, Basidiomycota, Agaricomycetes, Russulales, Peniophoraceae. The record is from the annotation of a GenBank genome assembly.